Trametes versicolor FP-101664 SS1 is the source of this 2480-nucleotide messenger RNA. RefSeq names its product pre-mRNA-splicing factor ATP-dependent RNA helicase PRP43. Lineage: Eukaryota; Fungi; Basidiomycota; Agaricomycetes; Polyporales; Polyporaceae. Gene Ontology annotation, cellular component: spliceosomal complex; intracellular anatomical structure. Gene Ontology annotation, molecular function: ATP hydrolysis activity; ATP binding; RNA binding. Bases 26 to 2305 code for a protein of 759 amino acids. The transcript has 9 exons. The record is from RefSeq and is a predicted model, not a curated record.
CUCUUCUUCCCCUCCGUUCUCCGCCAUGGCUUCGUACAAUCCAUACACAGCCAGGCCACCGGUAUCGGACUCCCCUGCGCCCGCACUUGGCAGCAAGGACCCACUAUUUGGCUUUCUUCCGCGCAAGGUCACCUCGGAGCAGGCGCUGAAGGCCAUGGAAAGCGACACCAACCCCUUCAGUAAAAAGCCACACUCUGCCCAGUACAAGAAGAUCCUUCAGGACCGCAAGAAGCUCCCUGUGUUCUCGCAGAUGGACCAGUUCCUCAAAAUGUUCAGCCAGAACCAGAUUAUCGUCAUGGUCGGCGAGACGGGUUCAGGCAAGACUACUCAGAUACCCCAAUUCGUCUGCUAUUCGGAUCUGCCACAUACGAAGGGCAAGCUGGUGGCGUGUACACAACCUAGACGAGUCGCCGCCAUGUCCGUCGCGAAACGUGUCGCGGACGAGAUGGAUGUACAGCUCGGGAAGCAAGUCGGUUACUCUAUCCGUUUCGAGGACAUGACAGAACCCGGGACCACCUUCUUGAAGUACAUGACCGAUGGUAUGCUGCUCCGAGAAGCCAUGAACGACAACGAACUCAGCCGGUAUUCCACGAUCAUCCUCGACGAGGCCCAUGAACGUACACUAGCAACGGAUAUUCUCAUGGGUCUACUAAAGGACAUUGCGAAGCGGCGCUCCGACCUCAAGAUCGUCGUCAUGUCCGCAACGCUCGACGCUCAGAAAUUCCAGAAAUACUUCAGCUUGACUGGAGCUGAGAACCCGGCGCCGCUGUUCAAGGUACCAGGUCGGACGCAUCCAGUAGAGGUGUUCUACACGCAGGAGCCAGAGCCGGACUACGUCGAAGCCGCGAUUCGGACGGUUCUCAUGAUCCACCGCGCAGAGGACCCUGGCGACAUCCUUCUUUUCCUCACCGGUGAGGAGGAGAUCGAGGACGCGUGCAGAAAAAUCAAGCUCGAGGCGGACGACCUUCUCAACCAAGAUCCAGACAGUGUCGGCCCCCUCGUGUGCAUACCGCUCUACUCGUCUCUCCCCCCACAACAGCAGCAGCGUAUCUUCGACCCUGCCCCUUCUCCCCGCGUUCCCGGCGGCCCGGCCGGACGGAAGGUCGUCAUUUCGACAAAUAUCGCCGAAACGUCCCUCACCAUCGACGGCAUCGUUUACGUCGUCGAUCCCGGCUUCUCGAAACAGAAGGUCUACAACCCGCGUAUCCGUGUCGAGUCCCUGCUAGUCUCGCCCAUUUCCAAGGCGUCCGCACAACAACGCGCGGGUCGCGCGGGUCGUACGCGCCCCGGGAAGUGCUUCCGGCUGUACACGGAGAAGGACUUCAUGACGGAGCUAGAGGAGCAGACGCACCCUGAGAUCCUGCGAAGUAACCUCGCGAACACAGUGCUUGAGCUCGCGAAGCUGGGCAUUGACGAUCUGGUGCACUUCGACUACGUCGACGCGCCCGCCCCGGAGACGCUCAUGCGCGCGCUGGAGCUGCUGAACUUCCUCGCCGCGCUGGACGACGAGGGGAAGCUGACACACUUGGGCUCGAUCAUGGCGGACUUCCCGCUCGACCCGCAGAUGGGGAAGAUGCUGAUUGCGAGCCCGGAAUUCAACUGCAGUAAUGAGGUUUUGACAAUCGUCGCGAUGCUGUCUGUCCCGAACGUAUGGCUCAGGCCGCCAAACCAGCGCAAGGAGGCUGAUGCAGCGAAGGCGCUGCUUACCGUCCCCGACGGCGACCAUCUCACCAUGAUGAACGUGUACAACCACUACGUCAACAACAAGCACGACAAGAACUGGUGCUGGAACAACUACCUCUCCGCGCGCGCGCUGCAGCAGGCGGAGAACGUGCGCACGCAGCUGCUGCGCACGAUGGAGCGGUACGAGAUCGAGCUCGUGACGACGCAGGACGAGCGCAAGCUGUGGACGAACAUCCGCAAGGCGCUCGUCUGCGGCUUCUUCAUGCAGGUCGCGCACAAGGAGGGCGAGAAGAGCAAUUACCUGACCGUGAAGGACAACCAGGUCGUGUCGCUGCACCCGAGCUGCGGGCUCGACACGAGCCCGGAGUGGGUGCUGUUCAACGAGUUCGUGCUCACGACGAAGCCGUACAUCCGCACUGUCACGGAGGUCAAGCCGGAGUGGUUGCUGGAGUACGCGCAGAGCUAUUACGACCCGGCAACGUUCCCCGAAGGCGAGACGAAGCGGGCGCUGUUCCGCAAGAGGCGCGCAGCCGGAGAGGAUGGCACCGCGAGCGCGAAGGCGAGCAGAUCGGGCACCCCUGCUACAGUUGACCGAAGCAAGAAGAGGCCGCGGAAGGCCUGAAGCGAACAUAUGUCAUGGAGUUCUCAGGCGCCGCGUGUCGGGUCUGGAGCUAUCACGGCGAUGUGGUGUAGAAGGGUCCUGAAAGAACCUGUUCAUGUAGAUAUUGUACUGCUGGUUGUUUGCAUAAUAUGCUGUCUGCACUGUACACCUCCAACUCUAGUCUGUUGAUAUCCGG